Molecule: messenger RNA, 1357 nt
Organism: Boleophthalmus pectinirostris (great blue-spotted mudskipper)
Lineage: Eukaryota; Metazoa; Chordata; Actinopteri; Gobiiformes; Gobiidae
Exons: 5
Coding region: 8-838 (276 amino acids)
Source: RefSeq, a predicted model, not a curated record
GGGACGUAUGGAGGAGCAGCGUUGUUCUCUACCCUCUAGCACCCCUGUCACACCCACACACAAUGGCAGUGCUUUAAAUAACAUGGGCAGAGGUGCAGAGACUGAUGUAUUCUCUAGAAGUCCUGAAAGGCAGCUGAAUAAUCAACGUGCAGAUCCCCCUGUCCUACCCAGGACAAGUGGGACAUCAACUGAAAAACGAAAGGCUGUUUACACAGAAGAUGCAUUACCUAAAAAAGCACCACAGAUAACUGUAACACAAAGUACACCAACCACAUCAAAGAAGGAAUUCUCAAGACCUUUAUCCAUGCAGCAGGAGUAUGUUGAACCCACUUCAUUGAGAUCCCUUCCAAAAUCUGCCUCAUACAGUCAAGAGACAUCACCAGUGCAGCUAACAGUUAGAGUGUCCAUGAGCUUUUCAUCCUUACAGGGACUGAUGAACCCUGACCAACCCAGAAGCUUCCCAGAGCUCUUCUUGACUCUUGGAGCACCUGGAGAUAACCUAGUGAUUCCUCUGAGCCCAGUCCCUGGAAGACGCCUUUCCCUCAGUCUCAACCUUAUCCCAAAAGAAGAGGCGGAUAUGAAACAAACUCCUCCAAACCAUCCAAGUCCCUGGAAAUCUCACUCUGGACCACCAUCUCCUACAGUCAGGAUGCCCACUCACUCACCAUCAAGCCCCCAAGGCAAAUCCAUGCUUGUGGCUAUUACUCAGGCUGUGAAAGGUCAGAGAGCUCCUGUUAGAAAGGGCAACAAAGUAAAAGUAAAGAAUAAGCCCACUCAAGAUAAGGGGAAAAAGGUUAUGAAGAAAGAUAAGAGUGGAAAUAAACACAAAACAGGUUGAGCCAAUUAUUAUGAUUAAAUAUAAUAUAUAUUCUUCUUCUUCUUCUAAUUAUUAUUAUUAUUAUUAUUUUAUUAUUAUUACAGAUGAAAUUUUAAGCCUUUUUAUUUUAGCCACAAAGGUUGGAACAAUAAGGAUGAAUGUUUAUAAAUAAUGUCAAUCUGUAGAAUAAUUUAACCAUCAUUGUUAUAUUUUGGUUUAAACAUGCAAGACUGUAGCCAUAUUUUCUCCUAACGUUUGCUUGGUCAUUUGUUGAUUCAUCAGGAGUUCUUUUCCUCCCCAAUGUAGCAAUGUUAUUGUGUUGGCUUUAUUCAUUGCCAAAUUACCUAAAUGUGUCGUUUAAUGGGACUACAAUGUUUUUUUUUGGUUUUUUUUUAAUGUCACAGUACAAUGGGAGGGGAAAUUAGGGAUCUAUUGUUACAUAAAUAAAUAAAUGAAAGACUUUUAGAUACUUCAACAAUAAUAAGAAGAGACAGUGUUAAUGUUAUUUUUGUUUAUUUAUCAUAUACACAAGAUUUUUCA